Vigna angularis (adzuki bean) is the source of this 1199-nucleotide messenger RNA. RefSeq names its product transcription factor bHLH118. The transcript has 3 exons. Gene Ontology annotation, molecular function: protein dimerization activity; DNA-binding transcription factor activity, RNA polymerase II-specific; RNA polymerase II transcription regulatory region sequence-specific DNA binding. NCBI's taxonomy places the organism in Eukaryota, Viridiplantae, Streptophyta, Magnoliopsida, Fabales, Fabaceae. Gene Ontology annotation, biological process: regulation of transcription by RNA polymerase II. Gene Ontology annotation, cellular component: RNA polymerase II transcription regulator complex. Bases 195 to 932 code for a protein of 245 amino acids. The record is from RefSeq and is a predicted model, not a curated record.
AAGUGAGGUCAGUGUUCACAUACUAUCACUUCCCUCCGUGAAAGGAUAGCUAUAUAUGGAGGAGGAAUCUUUGGCAUAUAAGGCCACUCCUCUCUCAAACAAAACAUCACAUUAAUUACAUCAAACUACAAUGUUUCUGUUUCCUUAACCAGGAUAAUAAUUUGGAACAGUACUGUUGAUCAAGCUGACCAACCAUGUUUCCUUUACAACGCGGCAAUGAGCUGGUGAUCCAAUUUUCUAAUGCCCUCCAACCGCAACACAAAAUCUCUAAAGAUCUCAUCCUGGAUGAUCACAACAGCGAUAAUCCGCCCCUUGUCGCUUAUUCAGACAAAAAAGUGCGUACUAGGCCCCCCAAUAAACUCUUUUAUGCGCCUGAAACCAGUCACGCUAAUUCUGCAGAAGAAGAAUACGCAAAGAAGAUGGUUCACAGAGAGAUUGAGAGGCAAAGGAGGCAAGAAAUGGCAACCCUUCAUGCCUCUCUUAGAUCCCUUCUCCCUCUUCCCUUCAUCAAGGGAAAGAGGUCGAUGUCUGAUCAAAUGAACGAGGCGGUGAAUUACAUAAACCACCUGCAGAAGAAUAUUAAAGAAUUGAGUGAGAAGAGGGAUAAGCUGAAGAAGAAAGUUGCCAUAAAUUCCAGCCUCGAAAGCCGUGAGAACAAGCAUGAAUCAUGUGGUUUCACUGUCCGCCAAACUAGUAGUGGAGCUGUGGGAAUCGAAAUCAGUGGAUUGAGUGAGGAAGGGGUUUCACUUUCUAAACUGUUGGAACUGUUGUUAGAAGAGGGACUUGAAGUUGUUUGUUGUCUUUCAACUAAAGUCAAUGGCAGACUACUCCACAGUUUGCAGUGUGAGGUUGUCAAUUCCGACACUGUAGAUCUGUCUGAGCUGAGAAGAAAAUUCUCCAAUGUAGUUCCAUCAUUUAGAGUUUCUGAAUAAAACUUUGGUUUGGAUAUUUCUAGGCUCACUGUCUGCUGAUCAACUGGAAAUUAUAACAUACAUAACCAUAUAUCUUCCCUUUCUAACUGAUUCUUAAUUUGUCACUCGGUUACACUAUAUAUUUUGGACAAAUUUUUUUCUAAACCUUGUACUUUCAGUUUCGGGAAGAGAAGGGACAAAUCUGGUGUAGAUAAAAUUUGCCUCCUCUUUCUCUUAACAAUUUCUACGCUAUUUGAAAUUUAACGUGAUGGAGAGAGUUAUGUUUCA